Molecule: messenger RNA, 2243 nt
Organism: Zonotrichia leucophrys gambelii
Lineage: Eukaryota; Metazoa; Chordata; Aves; Passeriformes; Passerellidae
Product: rho guanine nucleotide exchange factor 11-like
Exons: 9
Coding region: 219-1886 (555 amino acids)
Source: RefSeq, a predicted model, not a curated record
AUGGGAGGAAUUUUGGGGAUUUUGGGAAUGGGAGGAAUUUUGGGGAUUUUGGGUCUGGGAAUGGGAGGAAUUUUGGGAAUUGUGGGAAUGGGAGGAAUUUUGUGAAUUCUGUGUCCCCCCCCCCAGACAAGCGCGCCCUGUUCAUCAUCUGCACCUCGGAGCUGGGACCCCAAAUCUACGAGCUGGUGGCGCUGACGUCCUCGGAGAAAAACACGUGGAUGCAGCUGCUGGAGCAGGCUGUUCAAGGAGCCACCCGGAGCCUCGCGGGGCCACCAAAGCAGGGACAGAGGGACGGCAGCGGGAACGGCAGCCUGCUGCUGCCGGACCCCGCCGUGUCCCCGGAGCUGGCCCGAGACACCGAGCCCGAGGAUUGCUGCUCAGCCGGCAGUGACCCCGAGCCCUCGGCCCGGGCGCGGCCGCUGCAGGAGCUGCUGGAGGAGCCGCGCGGGCCCGGGGACCCCGACACGGGGGACCCUGAGCUGGGGGACCCCGACCCCGGCCCGGAGGGUCCCGACCCCGGCCCGAGCGCCCCCACGUGCCCGGGGACUGCUGGGGUGGCCGAGGCAGCGCUGGAGCACGUGGAGACCCUGCGGCUCCUGAUUGUCCGGAGGCUCCGGCCGGAUGGACAGACGCCCACGGCCGGACGGGGCAGUGACCGUCCAGUGUCCGGCCGGGAAUUCCCAACGUCCGGCCAGGAAUUCCCAACGUCCAGCCGGGAAUUCCCAGUGUCCAGCCAGGAAUUCCCAGUGUCCAGCCAGGAAUUCCCAGUGAUGUCCAGUCGGGAGUUCCCAAUGUCCAGCCAGGAAUUCCCAACGCCCGGCCAGGACUCGGCCACGUCCGGCCGGGAUUCCGGGAUGUCCAGCCGGGAAUUCCCGGUGUCCAGCCAGGACUCGGUGAUGUCCAGUCAGGAUUCCGGGAUGUCCAGCCGGGAAUUCCCAAUGUCCAGCCAGGAUUCCGGGAUGUCCAGCCGGGAAUUCCCAAUGUCCAGCCAGGAUUCCGGGACGUCCAGCUGGGAAUUCUCAGGGUCCGGCCGGGAAUUCCCGGUGUCCAGCCAGGACUCGGUGAUGUCCAGUCAGGAAUUCCCGGUGUCCAGCCAGGACUCGGCCACGUCCGGCUGGGAAUUCCCAGUGUCCGGCCGGGAUUCCGGGAUGUCCAGCCAGGAAUUCCCAAUGUCCAGCCAGGAAGGGCCGGAGGGGCCGGAGCAAAACGGGAUCCGAAUCAACCGGAAAGCCCAGGAGGAGGGGCCGGAUGAGGCCACGCCCCCGCGCGGCUGCAGCCAAUCAGAGCCCGAGCUGCGGGAAGGAGGCGGAGCCAGCGCCGAGGGGAAUUUCUUCUACCUGAGCCUCCCCUCGGGACCCCCCCGGCCGGGAGGGGACAGCGGGGACACCUCUGGGGACAUUGGGGACAGCUCUGAGGACACCAGGGACACCAGGGACAGCACCAGGGACACCCAUGGGGACACCAGGGACAGCCCCGGGGACAUCGGGGACACUCCUGGAGACAUCCCCGGGGACACCGAGCUGAUCCUGGGGACCCUGGAGGAGCUGCGGGAGAAACUGCUGAGCCUGAGGGCCAUGGAAGCCGCUCACCGGCAGCUGCUGCGCUCGCUGGGCUGGGGCGACGCCAACACCGUCCCCAACACCGUCCCCAGCAAUGUCCCCAACAAUGUCCCCAACAAUGUCCCCAGCACCGUCCCCAACAAUGUCCCCAACGCCGUCCCCGGUGUCCCCCGGCGGGCCCCGGCGCCCCCCAGCCCCCGGCGCUCGCCCCAGGCCCCGCGGGCACACGGGGGACACCCGGGGGGACACCCGGGGGGACACCCGGGGGGACACGGUGGCACCGCUGCCGCCCCCGGCGCAGGCUCCGACGGCCCCGCCCCCCUCUAACCCGGCGGGGGGGGAUGGGCUGGAAUUUCCCUCCCCUCCCCCACCCCCCCCCGGGAAUUGCGGCGGGAAUUCCGCCCGGACAGACGGACAGACGGACAAAUGCACUUUGUUGGGAAUUGCCCCUUUUUGCCCCAAAUCCCCUAUAAAUAUGUACGUACCCCCCCCAAUGCUGUAAAUACCCCCGGGUGACAAUCGGGGGGACACGGUGACAAUCGGGGGGUGGCGCCGUCCCCCCAAAGCCCAGGCUUUGCCCCAAAUCCCGGGUUUUGCCCCCAAACCCGGGCCCAAUAUAAAUAUUAUAAAUACAGAGCCCGGGGGGCGCUGCAAGCUGGGCAGGGUCCCCGGCCUGGAGUCGUU